Fraxinus pennsylvanica is the source of this 1779-nucleotide messenger RNA. The record is from the annotation of a GenBank genome assembly. NCBI's taxonomy places the organism in Eukaryota, Viridiplantae, Streptophyta, Magnoliopsida, Lamiales, Oleaceae.
AUGAAAUCUGUGGCUGAAUAUUUUCAAGAGACCUAUGGGCUUGUCAUUCAACAUACUCAAUGGCCUUGUCUGCAAGUUGGAAAUCAGCAGAGGCCAAAUUAUUUGCCAAUGGAGGUCUGCAAGAUCGUAGAAGGCCAGAGGUACUCCAAGAGAUUGAAUGAGAGGCAGAUUACUGCUCUCCUAAAGGUUACAUGUCAGCGUCCCUAUGAAAGGGAGUAUGAUAUUCUUCAGACUGUACAUCAUAAUGCGUAUGCUGAGGACCCUUAUGACGAAGAAUUUGGAAUUAAAAUAACUGAGAAACUGACUCAAGUUGAAGCUCGUAUUUUGCCUGCUCCUCGGCUCAAAUAUCAUGACUCUAGUUGGGAGAAGGAGUGUCUACCCCAAGUUGGACAGUGGAAUAUGAUGAACAAGAGGAUGGUUAAUGGUGCCACGAUAAAAAGCUGGAUCUGCAUUAACUUUGCUCGAAAUGUACAAGACAGCAUGGCACACAGUUUUUGCCGUGAGCUUGCUCAAAUGUGUAUGACUUCUGGCAUGGCUGUCAAUCCGGAGCCUCUCUUGCCAGUUGUGAGUGGCCACCCUGAUCAGGUGGAAAGAGUCUUAAAAUCUAGGAUCCAUGAUGUCAUGACAAAACUGCAGCCCGGUGGAAAAGACCUUGACUUGUUAAUUGUUAUUUUAACUGACAAUAAUGGUUCUCUUUAUGGUGAUCUGAAAUGGAUAUGCGAGACGGAUCUCAGCAUCGUCUCCCAGUGCUGUUUGCAGAGGCAUGUUUACAAGAUGAACAAACAGUAUCUUGCCAAUGUGGCACUGAAGAUUAAUGUAAAGGCUGGAGGUAGAAAUACAGUGCUGGUCGAUGCCAUCUCUAUGCGCAUACCCCUCGUCAGUGAUCGGCCUACUAUCAUUUUUGGCGGUGAUGUUACCCAUCCUCACCCUGGCGAGGACUCUAGCCCAUCCAUUGCUGCUGUUGUUGCUUCCCAAGAUUGGCCAGAAGUUACAAAAUAUGCUGGUUUAGUCUGUGCUCAAGCCCAUAGGCAAGAGCUGAUUCAAGAUUUGUAUAAAACCUGGCAAGAUCCGGUUAGAGGGACUAUGACUGGUGGCAUGAUCAAAGAACUACUUAUUUCUUUCCGUAGAGUGACUGGACAGAAACCACAGCGAAUUAUUUUCUACAGGGAUGGUGUCAGCGAAGGACAGUUUUAUCAAGUGUUGCUUUAUGAACUUGAUGCGAUCCGUAAGGCAUGUGAAUCUUUGGAACCAUACUAUCAGCCUCUUGUUACCUUUGUUGUGGUUCAGAAAUGUCACCAUACUAGGUUGUUUGCCAAUAACCAUAACGAUAGGCAUGCAGUUGACCGAAGUGGAAAUAUACUCCCGGGCACUGUCGUAGAUUCAAGAAUCUGCCACCCUACCGAGUUUGACUUCUACCUCUGCAGUCAUGCUGGGAUACAGGGUACUAGCCGGCCAGCUCAUUAUCAUGUUUUGUGGGACGAAAACAAAUUCACCGCUGAUGCUCUUCAGACUCUUACAAAUAACCUUUGCUACACAUAUGCAAGGUGCACACGCUCCGUUUCCAUUGUGCCUCCUGCGUAUUAUGCCCAUUUGGCCGCUUUUUGUGCUCGCUUCUACAUGGAGCCGGAAACAUCUGACAGCGGGUCGAUGACAAGUGGAGCUGCUGGUCGAGGUGCGGGUCCAGGUCCAAGGAGUACAAGAAUUCCUGGAGCCAAUGCUGCCGUUAGACCACUACCUCAGCUCAGGGAUAAUGUGAAGAGGGUUAUGUUCUAUUGUUAA